Eurytemora carolleeae is the source of this 2350-nucleotide messenger RNA. RefSeq lists its product as uncharacterized. Gene Ontology annotation, cellular component: nucleus. The record is from RefSeq and is a predicted model, not a curated record. The transcript has 9 exons. Lineage: Eukaryota; Metazoa; Arthropoda; Copepoda; Calanoida; Temoridae. The coding region runs from base 76 to 1818 and encodes 580 amino acids. Gene Ontology annotation, biological process: negative regulation of BMP signaling pathway. Gene Ontology annotation, molecular function: DNA-binding transcription factor activity, RNA polymerase II-specific; SMAD binding; RNA polymerase II cis-regulatory region sequence-specific DNA binding.
CUGAGUGCAGUUCUCCUAGUGUCCUGGUACCAGUGCAAUAUAUGCCUUGAUAUGCUCAAGUGAAAACGUGAAAAUAUGGAGAGUAAAGUUCUAGAGAACCCGUCAGUUUCAGAAUUGCUCGCAGCGCAUAAUAUGCGUCGUUUAUUAGACGCAUAUAGAACAUUAGCUCCGUUGACAAUAGGAGGUCCAUCCACUACCACCCUGGAGAAUAGUCCUGGACAGUUGAAUCCUGGACCAAGAAACCAGGAUCCAGGGGCGUUUAAAAAAUUUCCCUGGAUGUUUUCUCCCCCUGCUGGGUCGGGUAGGAGAAGGCAUUCAAGUUGCGGAGGGGGUUAUCCACCUCCUUCUCUUCUCCUCUCUCCUCCUCCUUCUCAUCAAGUACCAGGUCAACCCGGUCAACCAGGUCAACAGAUACCUGUUCUUUCACAACGGGAUAGAGAAUCCUCUAGUUUGCUUGAAACAACACUAGAGGGCCGAGGUAUCUCGUGUUUCAGUGUUGGAGGAGAACUCAGGCUUUGUUUAACCCAAGUUCUUCAGCUAGUUCUUAAUACUGUUCCUCUUAGUAGAAUACAUCAGGCAUGUGAAGAACUCCAAAUCUAUUGUUCCACCUCUAGCCCUGGUCAACUGACAGCUCUCAAGCUAAGCAGGGUUCUUCCAAUCUCCACAACACAGUGUGGACUUAUCACAAAAUCAGAUGCAGAGCGAAUAUGUUCUCAUCUCCUCCAUUCCUCUUCUUCCUCCUCCUCCUCCUCCUCCUCUUCUCCUUCUCCUGCAACAUCUUCACCUGGUGCGUCCCCUCCCCGGAGUAAUGAUGUGUCCCUAGUAAAAGUUCAACAUAAUUGUUUUGGGACCUGUAUAGGAGUUAUCCAUCCUAAAUCAUACUCAUCUCCGGAUUCCCCAAGUAUAGAAUGUACUGAAUGCCGUGAACUAUUUUCUCCGCCUAAAUUUGUCUGCCACACCCACGAGCCCCCAGGGCGGGGAAUUGUUCAUUGGGGAUUCUCUAGAGAUAACUGGCCAACCUAUAUUCAGAUUUGGGACGAGUACAGUGAAGAAGAAAAGGAGAAUGCUGAAAUCCAGUUGAAUAAUUUCAAAAAUAAAUUUAACAAAUCCGGGAAACGAAAAAGGUCUGACCCGGCCGAUGAGGAGGUGUGGAAUAAAAAACUUAAGGAUGCAGAGCAAUCCAUCCCUCAUCCCUAUCCAUCCAAUCCUAUCUAUUCAUCAGGACCCAUCCCGGCACAGAGCAAGCUUGUGUUAACUGGGGGUACUGGAAACGGUUUCAUCUUACCCUGGAGCUUUGUUCCACCCAACCCACUCUACUUACAAUCCCUCGCACAAAUUCACAGGAUCAAAUUCUUCCUGGAUCAAAAGCAUCAUGAGCAGAACCUGCCCCUGGAUCAAACCUUGCACCUGGAGCAGAACCUAGGUUUAAUCCAACCAAGAGAAGAAUUGGAUGAGGAAACUCUAGGGUUAGGACGGAAUGAUGAGUUUAUGGUUGGUAUAGCUGCAGUACUAGCUGGAGCAGGGGUUGGAGAACGGAGUAGAUUGGAGGUUCUCAGCGCAGUUGAGAGAUUAGUGGAGAGAUUACAACGAGCGGAGCAGGAUAAAAUUUCAGCUUCAGAAAGAUUAAAAGGAAUGGAGGACAGAGUCACUCGGUUAGAACAGGAGCUCGCCUCGCAGCUCGUCCGGACCGAAGACGAACUUGCCACCCAACUAGUCCGGACCGAGAAUGGAUUAGACUCGUCCAAACAUGAGGACGAGACGAGCAGUGACGGAGGAAUAGAGUCCGGGACGGAAGCGGACGAUUUCUCCGAGAAAUGAUAAUUAGUCAGGGAUAAAACAUCCUCAAAGAAAUUUCAAAAAGAGAUAUUUUUAUGCAAUGCUUUGAUGUCGUAUAUUUUAUAUUUUAUUAAUUAACAAUCUAGUAUUCUCAAAAAUUGUCGCAUUAAUACUAAUUAAUUGUUAAAUAGUUCAUUCACCCCACAAGAUUUUCUUCACCAUUGCAACAAAAAAACAUUUUAAAAAGCGAUUGAUCAGCCAGUCAUAUAAAACUAAAAUAUAUUUAGGUCACAAUCCUGUAAAGUUCAUACCUUGCUAAAAAAAGAAUGAUUCUAGAAAUUGCAAAUAUUUUAUAUAUAUAUUAUAUAUGUAUGUGAAAUUGCAAAAUGUCUGGGUUUCUUCUCUUGUUUCGGCUGAUUUACCUAAGAGAAAGAGACCGCCAUGUUUUUUCAACCUCGGAGAAAAUUUUUCCGCAAAUUUUUUUUUUUCAGUCUUUCUCAAGAGUACAAGCUUGCAGAAAUUAUAACAAAUUUAUGUAAAAGAAUAUAUUAUAAGAAUACAGAGUACAAAAGUA